UGAAAUCAAUCCAAACUAAACUAAAAGAAAAAGAAGAAGAAGAAGAAAAUGUCAAGCGAAGGAAGCUCUGAAAAUCCAAAUAUUCAAUUAGCCAAUUAUUCUCAACCAACGACAUUCACAGUUGACACAGCUUCACGCAACUCAUUAGCAGAAGCAGAACAAGAUUUUCAGGAUCCAAUUAACAUCAACAUUCACAAAAGACAAAAGAUUGACCAUCCUAACGAUGGCCAACCUGUGCAAGAUUCCAAUGAAUUCGCUACCGAAUGUUCUCUGUGUCAAAAGAAUUGGACUAAUAGUGGACCUCAUAUUAUUGUGAGUCUCAAGUGCGGGCACUUGUUUGGAAAAAGCUGUAUUAGUCAAUAUAUACGUGCAGGAAUAUGUAAAUCAAACGUAAAAGGAACAAGAUCAAUGUGUCCUACAUGCGGAGAGCCAGCAAAAAAACAUCAUAUUCAAAACAUUUGGCCAAGCAAGGUUAUUCCACACGAUCCAAAAGAACUUAACCGACUAAAGCAAGAAAUAAAUGUUCUUCAAGAAAUCAUAAGCUUUCAAGAAGAGGAACUCGCAUUAUCCACCAAAACCUACCAACGAGCAUGCAAAGUACUGAGCCAAUACAAAUUACCUAUUCCACAAAACAACGAACCAGUCAAUCCAGAGAAAGACGAUCUGAAAAUAGACAAGAUUCAAGACUCAAGACUCUUUGCACCAUGGAGUUCGAGUUCAUUGUCACCCAAUAGAAAUUCAUGCCGUGUUAUGGCCAUGGAUUCUCGCGAUAGGAUAUUAGUGGCAUCUCUCAAACAUCCUACCAAAGGAUACGGAAUCCAUAAAACGAGUCUAUUGGACCCACUCUCUACAGAUUUUACUCCAAUUCAUGAUGGCUUGAUCCGUGAUAUCGUCUACUCUGCUAAAAGAGGUCAGAUACUUACCACAAGUAUCGACAAGACCUUGAAAAUAUCAUCGGCACUUAACAAUUGUGUUCUUCAAACAUAUAAUUUGGACUGUGCUGGUUGGUCUUGUGAUUUCGAUUCAGUUGACCCAAAUAUACUCUACUGUGGUCUCAGUAACGAUACGGUGAUGGUCUAUGAUAUUCGAAACACAAAGGAAUCCUUGUUCCGUUUGCGCAAUUCAGAGAUCACUGGAGGUGCUCAGAUCCAUUCACUCCAUACGUGUGUGAUUGAAGGUCGAUCAACCAUAUUAUGUGCAAAUUCAUUAAAAGCAUAUAUGUGGCAAUCAGAAUCAACCGAGUCGAAUACUGAAGAUGAUUAUAUUUGCAGUCUUUUGAACCUAGGAACAGAAGGAUAUACAUCAUUCUCUUUGUCAAUAGAUUUAUCAAGACAAGAGCUACUGCUUUCAUCAAGAAAACAUGGCUCUACCCAGCAUAUUGUGGCUUCAUGGGACAAAUCCAAAAAACUAUUUACUUCAGAAUGGUCGAUCCAGUCUGAUAUUUCACAAAAGACGCUAGCAAGGACAAGCUGUAUACAAAGAGGCUCACAAGAUCCUGCCGUGUGUUACUCGGACGAAAAAAGUGGAAUGCUGUACAUAGAAGAUAAAGAUCAUGAAAUAUUGACAAUACCAGUUGGUGGACAGAUUAUGGAUAUAAAGUAUAGUAAAAUUGAUGGAGAAGAGAUUCUUGCUGGCCUUACAGAUGAUUCACUUCAUCUGUUCAAGUAUCAGUAGAGUGUUUGUGUAGAUUGGAGUAAGAAGAAGACAAAAGCUUGUGUGUACGCCUUUUAAAAUCAGAUUCUCUUAUUUCUUUGAUAUAUACAUAUUAAAAAUAAAAUACCCCCUCUAAACACG
Phycomyces blakesleeanus NRRL 1555(-) is the source of this 1794-nucleotide messenger RNA. RefSeq lists its product as hypothetical. Gene Ontology annotation, cellular component: nucleus. Gene Ontology annotation, molecular function: protein binding; ubiquitin protein ligase activity; metal ion binding. Gene Ontology annotation, biological process: interstrand cross-link repair; protein ubiquitination. The transcript has 7 exons. Lineage: Eukaryota; Fungi; Mucoromycota; Mucoromycetes; Mucorales; Phycomycetaceae. The record is from RefSeq and is a predicted model, not a curated record. Bases 49 to 1674 code for a protein of 541 amino acids.